Rhodofomes roseus is the source of this 991-nucleotide messenger RNA. RefSeq names its product Emopamil-binding protein. Bases 94 to 729 code for a protein of 211 amino acids. The record is from RefSeq and is a predicted model, not a curated record. NCBI's taxonomy places the organism in Eukaryota, Fungi, Basidiomycota, Agaricomycetes, Polyporales, Fomitopsidaceae. Gene Ontology annotation, molecular function: cholestenol delta-isomerase activity. The transcript has 6 exons. Gene Ontology annotation, biological process: sterol metabolic process. Gene Ontology annotation, cellular component: membrane; endoplasmic reticulum.
ACGACCGGCCACGACCGCACUCCCACCGCCCUGUCGCACGCGACGUCCACCGCCCUCAUCCCCAGGAUCAUCCAGCCCUGACACACAGCAACCAUGUCUGGCGGCGCUGAGACCCUCCCCGUCUUCACCGAGACCUCCGCGUACUCGCUCGCCUUCGUCGCCGUCGUUGGCGUUGCGGCGUACGUCUCGUCCAAGAAGUACCUUCCCAAGACUGCGAGCUGGCAGGACAAGUUUACCUGGAUAUGGCUGGCGUUCGACGCCAUGAUCCAUUUCACAUUCGAGGGUUCGUUCCUCUGGUUGUCGACCUUCGGACGACAGGUCAACACCAGUGAGGGGCCCUUCGCCGAGCUUUGGAAAGAAUACACACGAGCUGAUGCUCGCUGGGGCUUCUCCGACCCAACCGUCGUCUCCCUCGAGAUCCUGACCGUGCUCGGCGCUGGUCCUCUUUGCUGCUACAUCCUCAACCGGCUCGCCCAGAACGACCCUGCCAGGCACUACUGGAUCAUCGUUCUUAGCACCGCGGAACUAUACGGAGGCUGGAUGACGUUCUGCCCUGAAUGGCUCACGGGCAACCAGUACCUGAACACGGACAACAUCCUCCAUUUCUGGAUUUACCUCGUUUUCAUGAAUGUCAUCUGGGUUGUUGUCCCCAUCUGGCUCAUGAUUGAUUCGUAUGGGCACAUUGCCGGGUCACUACGUGCAGCGCAGGCUAAAACCAAGGCGCAAUGAGAAACUCCAACUGAGCUGACUUGAAUAUGCUCCACAAAACUAUGCAACGCGCUUUUGUGAGGCGCGACUCCGGCUCUCGCCUCCAUAAUGCAGUCUUGGUCUGCUCGUGUACCCUUGAUGCUUGUUUACGGAUCCACUCAAUGUUCGUGUGCUCUCCAUCUACACUGUAUCUAUCCGGUCUUAGCUAGCAUGCUCGAAGAAUGCACAAUUGAUUAGCAACUACCUUUCCUACACUUCUUACACAAGACAUUCCAAUCAAUCC